AUGAACGCUGAGCCGGAUGAGUAUCACAGUACUGGUGGGUACUUGACAGUGACUGAAUCACCAUAUCGUACUCCGGUGGCCACAGCGUUUUUGGAAGCUGGUGUGGAAAUGGGCUACGAGAACCGCGAUGUGAACUCGGAGAGACAAACCGGCUUUGUGAUUCCUCAAGGAACGAUCCGUCGAGGAUCACGAUGCAGUGCGGCAAAAGCUUUCCUUCGACCAGCUCGAUUACGGCCAAAUUUGCACGUUACCAUGCGAUCAUUCGUCCACAAGCACUCCGCUGGAAGACAAAACGCGGUGAUUGCGUGCGAGCAUCCAGAGAAGCAACAGCAGCAGCAGCAGCAGAAUCGCGAACAGCUCUUACAUCCGGCUGCUGCUGCUGCGGCUGAUGUGCUGAUCAACGAGAACAAGCGCGCGUGGGCAGUCAAGUACGAGAAGUACGACGAGAUCCACGUGGUCCGAGCACGGAAGGAAAUCAUUUUGUCCGGCGGCGCUUUGAUGAGUCCGCACGUGCUCAUGCAUUCCGGAGUCGGGGAGUGCAGCCACCUGCAGGAGUUUGGCAUUUACUGUCAUCAAAACCUGAAAGUGGGAUACAACCUUCAGGAUCACAUCGGCAUCGGUGGAUUAACGUUCGUUAUCAAGAAACCUGUUGGAAUCAUCCAAUCUCGGGUGGAAAAUGUGCCAACCAUCAUGAAAUAUGCCUUAUUUGGAAAA
Notodromas monacha is the source of this 714-nucleotide messenger RNA. Lineage: Eukaryota; Metazoa; Arthropoda; Ostracoda; Podocopida; Cyprididae. The record is from the annotation of a GenBank genome assembly.